Molecule: messenger RNA, 4610 nt
Organism: Vanessa tameamea
Lineage: Eukaryota; Metazoa; Arthropoda; Insecta; Lepidoptera; Nymphalidae
Gene: sl
Product: 1-phosphatidylinositol 4,5-bisphosphate phosphodiesterase gamma-1
Exons: 12
Coding region: 454-4050 (1198 amino acids)
Biological process (GO): phospholipid catabolic process; release of sequestered calcium ion into cytosol; positive regulation of epithelial cell migration
Molecular function (GO): calcium ion binding; phosphatidylinositol-4,5-bisphosphate phospholipase C activity; protein binding
Source: RefSeq, a predicted model, not a curated record
UAGAAGCGACGGCUCUCACGGUAGUCGGCACUUCGGCAGUGCAGUUCUACUUUCAAACAUACAUUAGAGUGAUUCGUAUUAAGUCGAAUUUUACUGUGUAAAAUUAUAAACUUUAAUUAUUUACUGAAUAACUGAAUGAGUGGUAAUUGGUUAAAUAAGUUAUGCCGUAAAAUGUUUGUGUUUUCAAAAUCAGGCAUUUUUUUAUUUUGCAAGACUUACCUGUGAAUUAGUUCGUUGUGACUGAUACACUGUUCUAAUUUUAUUUAGUUUAAAAAGUGAAAACUGAUAAAACAUCAGAAGUAAAAAAGUGUAUGCAUAAUACUGAAACAAAUACAUUUUCCACCCCGCUAAGGACACUAUCUGACUAUUAAGUAUAUUCGUAAUAGAAACUCAUGUAGUUGGUAACCACUGGGUACAUUUUCGACGCGGUCUCGACACUAUAAAGGAAGCGCAAUGAAUACUCCUUGCUUUAGUGGGGGCUCCGACAGGCUUAUUCACGAAGCCGAUCAACUAAUAUCGUAUAUCGAAAGAGGCUCCACAGUGCAAAAGUUUUAUCCUCGUAAGCGUCCCGAGCGUCGCAUGUUGUCUGUGCGCCGUGAAACCCACCAAGUGAUCUGGUUCAGACAAGGAACCCUGACCCGGAACGCUUUCGAAGGUUCCAUAGACAUUCGAGAUAUUAAAGAAGUGAGGAUUGGUAAAGCAUCAAAAGAUUUUGAGAAAUGGCCUGAGGAGACAAAGCGACUGGAGAACUCUAAAUGUUUCACUAUUUACUAUGGCACAGAAUUUAAACUGCGCUUGUCAUCAUUUGCAGCCCAAACCGAUAAGGAAUGCGAAGCUUGGAAACAAGGCUUAAGGUUUCUCAUUGAAGAAGCCAUUAAUGCUUCAUACCCUUUACAACUAGAGAGGUGGCUGAGAAAAGAAUUUUAUGCCAUUGAAAACCACAAUGAGAAAGUAACACUGAAGGAUGUCAAAGGAUUUUUACCAAAAAUCAAUUGUAAAAUUGCAACGAGUAGAUUAAGGGAUCUGUUUCAAGAGAUUGAUAACAACAGGAGAGGGGAAAUUGGCUUUGAUGACUUCUCUUCCCUCUACCACAGACUUAUCUUUGAUGAAAAUAACAUUCAAGAUAUAUUUGACACGUACAACCUCUACUGUGUCAAUGGUACAUCGGUAUUGUUGCGCGAUUUCCAAAAGUUUCUACUAGCCGAGCAGAACGAUCGCCUCGGUGAAGAUGAGGUUCGCUCCUCACAGUUCAUUAGGGACUACUUGAGAGACCCGCAGAGAGAUAUAUACGAGCCCUACUUCAAGCUGAACGAGUUUGUCGAAAUGUUGUUUUCUAAACAAAAUUCAAUAUGGGACAGCAAAAAUGAUUACGUAACUCAGGAUAUGACGAGGCCCCUAUCCCAUUACUGGAUCGCAUCCUCGCACAACACGUACCUCACCGGCGAUCAGUUUUCAAGCGAAUCGUCACUAGAAGCGUAUGUGAGGAGUCUGCGGGCCGGCUGUCGGUGUAUCGAGCUAGACUGCUGGGACGGCCCAGAUGGAACCCCCUUUAUUUAUCACGGGCACACGCUUACCACUAAAAUUAAAUUCAUGGACGUUCUACGUACAAUUAAGGAACACGCAUUCGUAACAUCAGACUAUCCUGUCAUACUGUCGAUAGAAGACAACUGUUCUCUUCCGCAACAGCGGCGCAUGGCGGGCGCCUUCCAAGACGUUUUUGGAGAAAUGCUUUUGGUUCAGCCAGUAGAGAAAAAUGAAACGAAGUUGCCUUCGCCGCACGAUUUGCGUAGAAAGAUCAUUUUAAAACACAAGAAGCUUCCAGAGGGUGCCGAGGAAACUUCGUUCGCAUUCCGUCAAGAAGAGGGCAGGGAUUUAGAUCUCCGUAACACUAUAAAAAAUGGAAUCCUUCUCUUGGAAGAUCCCGUAGACAAGGAAUGGCAUCCGCAUGCCUUUGUGCUCAGUGAUAACAAGAUGUACUACAUGGAAAAUUACACUAGCCACGAUGAAACAGACCUCGACAGCGACGGGGAACCGGACUUAGAGAUAACUGCCGUGUCUCAAAACGAGUUGCACUUCGCUGAGUGCUGGUUCCACGGGAAGUUGGCCGGUAACAGACAAGAGGCGGAGGAGCUCCUGCGGGUCCAUGCGCAUCUCGGAGACGGCACGUUCCUGGUACGCGAAAGUGUCACUUUUGUCGGUGACUAUUGUCUCUCAUUUUGGAGACAAGACAAGGUUAACCACUGUCGGAUCAAGUUGAAGCAAGAACGAGGUGUCACAAAGUACUACCUUAUUGACUCAGUUUGUUUCGACAGUUUGUAUAGUCUCAUUACGCAUUACCGUCAGCAUCCCCUGAGGAGUCAGGAAUUCCUGAUAACAUUGAAGAAGCCGGUGCCUCAGCCCAAAAAGCACGAGGGCAAGGUGUGGUGGCAGCCGAACUGCUCCCGUGCUCACGCCGAGGAGCUGUUGCGGAAGACGAACAUCGACGGUGCCUUCCUCUUGCGGCCCAGCGAAAGGGAGCCCGGCUUCUAUGCGAUCAGCUUCAGAACGGAAAAGGAGAUAAAGCAUUGCCGCGUUAAGCAAGACGGCCGGCUGUUCACGAUCGGCACAUACAACUUCGAGAAUCUCGUAGACCUCGUCUCCUACUACGAGAAACAUCCUCUCUAUAAGAAAGUGAAGCUGUGGUACCCGAUCAACGACGACAUCGUGAGGAGAAAUAUGACGGAACCAGACGACAGCUCGGUGUACGGAACACCUGGUUACAUGGAUCCUGCAUCAUUUAUUUCCAAGGUGACGGUGAAGGCGCUGUACGACUACCGAGCGCAGCAGGAGGACGAGCUGUCGUUCUGCAAGCACGCCAUCAUCACUAACGUGGACAAACCCGACGAGGGCUGGUGGCGCGGCGACUACGGCGGGAAGAGGCAGCACUGGUUCCCCGCCAACUACGUGGAGGUGAUCGAGCCGUCGCACGUGCCGGACAUGACCAAUAUCGACAGCGAGACAGCAGCUCUCGGAGCUUUACAGAAAGGUGUAGUAGACGUUCUCGGCGCCGUGGUGGAGCUCGUAGUCGGCGAACAGAGCGGUUCCGCUCGUUGGAUUGUACGUAUACAGAGCCCGGCUCUGUGCGCGCCCUUCGACAUGGCGGCGCCCACCCGAGAAAACGCGUUGGAGUGGAUGUCCGCGAUCAAGGAGGCCGCUCAAAGCGCCAGCGCCAGGUCCCUGAUCAACAAAAAGAUGGAACGGACUUGGCGGAUCGCAAAAGAAAUGUCCGAUCUUAUCAUCUAUUGCCGCUCGGUGACUUUCAACGCCGAAAGACUUCGGAACGGAUUCGUCUAUUACGAGAUGUCGUCCUUCCCGGAGAGCAAGGCCGAGCGACUGAUGUGCCAACAGGACACCAGCUUCUUCACGAAGUACCACGCGGUGCAGCUCAGUCGGAUCUACCCGAAAGGGCAAAGAAUCGACUCGUCGAAUUACAACCCGAUACCUUUCUGGAACGUGGGCUCGCAGAUGGUGGCGCUCAACUAUCAAACGUCCGACAAGUCCAUGCAGGUCAACAUGGGUAAAUUUAAGGAGAACGGAAACUGCGGGUACGUCCUGAAACCCGAGUUUAUGUUCGACGAGGGCUACAAUCCGUACGACAAGGGCAGCAUCACAAAGAGAGCCACCCCGAUUAAGGUGAUGCUGCGGGUGAUCGGUGCGAGGCAUCUCUGCAAGACCGGCCGCGGGACGGCCUGCCCCUUCGUCGAGGUGGAGAUCAUCGGUGCAGACUACGACAGCGGCAUUAAACUGACCACGAGAACCAUCAAUGACAACGGAAUCAAUCCCGUAUGGAAUACGAUAUGCGAGUUCGAAGUGGCCAAUCCGGACCUCGCCCUCAUAAGGUUCUUGGUCCAAGACGAGGAUAUGUUCGGAGACCCAAAUUUCAUCGGCCAGGCCACCUUCCCAUUCCGCGGCAUCCGUUCCGGCUACAGGAGCGUCAUCCUCAACAACGCCCACUCGGAGGAGCUGGAGCUGUCGUCUCUCCUCGUCCACGUAUCCUUUAAAGAAAACUAAAUACAUCAAGCAUGAAGGCAGGUUUCCGGUCUGUUUUGUAACAUAAGCGUUCGUUUUGUUCUGUUAUUGGUGGGGAGCGUGGUGCUGGAAGAGUGAGCCAUUGGCGCAGUCGACAGUUGUAUCAAAAUUUCUAUGAGCUUCAUCGUAAUUAGUGAGAAUUAUUAUAAUGUGAUGUAAUAUUUAUUUGUAUACAGAUCUGAUACGCACAAAAAAGCUUAUAAUAAGUGUAAACAAACGAAUUUAAUGAAUAAAUCCCGGCAGACUGAGUCUCUUUGUUCGUCUGGUUGUAUUGUUUGUAAGGGACGUGCAAAGAUAUAUUUUGAUUCAGUCGGAUGUUAUGUACACGUGCCGCGGAACUGAGAUGCCUCACUUAGCUUUAUAUUUUGAGUGAAUUCUGCGAAUGAACUCACUCGCAGGCAACUACUAUUAAAUAAGUAUAUUAUAUUGUAUUCUUUAAAAUAAUUUUAUAUAAUUAUAUAAUUUUUGAUAUAUUUAAAACACUUUAAAGGUGACUUCUCUAUUGGAAAAUAAAUUAUUAUGUAAGAAAUAAUUAAACCCAU